AAACAAAAUUAUUCACAAUCACAAGUCAUCAUUCUUUUCGAAAUAUAUGUUUUCGGACUGUCUUUAGAGUUUAAAAUGAAAAAAAUAUUAUCAUUAUCGCCAUAGCAAUGAAUUUUAAUGUUCAAAAUUUCAAUGUUUCAAAAUGGUCACAAAAAGAGGUGGAGACGAACUGUCAAAUUCGUAUAUAAAUGAAGUAGGCUGCGAACGUCUCCCUUUUAUAACCUCAAAAAUGCGCGAGAAGUAAUAGUUCUAUAGACAAAUUUAACUAUUUUUCCUGUUUAAUUGGUGUUAUAGUGAACGUACAUACAAAAUGCCGUUGAAGAAGAGAAAAUACAAUGCUAGAUUUCCACCAGGACGUAUCAAGAAGAUAAUGCAGACGGAUGAGGAGGUGGGGAAAGUAGCACAGGCAGUCCCCAUCAUAAUUUCGCGCACCUUAGAGUUGUUCGUGCAAUCAUUGCUGACUAAAGCGAUGCACGUGACCUUGAACAGAAACGCUAAGACCCUCAGUCCAUCGCACGUGAAGCAAUGCAUCCUGGCUGAAUCCAGAUUUGACUUCCUGAAGGAUCUGGUUAAAAAUAUACCAGAUGUAUCAGCGGCGGAAGAGAAAGAGAUGAUGAGUGCUGAAAGCUCGCCGAAUUCUUCAAGAUUUUCAGACGUCUCUGUACCGCCGCGGAGGAUAGGCAGGGAGGACUCCAACAGCUCGAGCAGUUGCGACGUCAAAGUUCCAAUAACCCCGACAAAUCUCAUCCGAGAUCCGUUGAAGCGGGCCGUCUCCUCGGAAACCGAGAUCCCGCCGAAGCCAGCGAUCCCAACGAUAACUUCCAACGAUGUAGCGAUAGAUCUAUCCAAGAAGUCGGCGGAAGAGAAACGUCCAGUGCGGACGGCGAACUUCUACCAGGAGACGCUCUCCGACGAGACGGAGCAUCGGAGCGUCAUCACCGUGAACCCGACGUACUCCAGUCCGCAGCCGUCGACGAGCUACACGAAAUUAAAACCAAUAGAACUCCCGCAUAAGGUCGAAGUUGUCGUGCCAAAAAAGUUUACUGUGUUACCGUCUAUGCCUAAGACACCGGUGACGCCGCGGACGCCCGUCACGCCGAUACUAAACAUAGAUUUUACCAAAAACAUAGCGAAUCCGGAAAUUAAAGUUCUAGAUACGGCCGCGGCGAACAUAAUCGCGGUGCCGAAGAACGAAAGGAAAUACUUGCACAGGCAGAAUUCUAAACCUAGAGACGUCAAGAGAUUCGAAACGCGAUCGGUCCCCACGCAGGCGCAUCCAGUCGAUUUAGAUCACUUGAAUUCCGGGAAUCUACAGAUCGACGAAGACUACGAUACCUGAAUUAUAACUUUGUAAGUUUAAGUUUUUUUUUUUACGUGUUUUUGUUGUCAGUACCACGCGAAAAGAAUGUGUUAAUUUUGACGAAAACAUAAUAAUAUGUGCUGUUGAAGUAUGGUUCGGUUCGAUUUUCGUAUGGAGGGUAGAUGUAAGACGGGUCAUCUUGUAUAAUAUGGAAUUAGAAAUCACGACUCAAAAUAUUUAAAAAAAUAUAAUUACAACGGUAGAUUGGUGGGUGGCGCAUUUACGUCAUAGAUGUCUAUGGGCUCCGGUAACCACUCAACACCAGGUGGGCUGUGAGCUCGUCCACCCAUCUAAGCAAUAAAAAAAAUACAAAAUACAAUUUUCAACAAUUAUUAAUUUUAAAUACCAAUGACAAAAUGUGGGUAACUAAAGCCGACUGAGUUUCUCGCCGGAUCUUCUCAGUGGGUCGCGUUUCCGAUCCGGUGGUAGAUUCUGCGAAGCACGGCUCUUGCUAGGGUUCGUGUUAGCAACGUCGUCAGGUUUGAGCCCCGUGAGCUCACCUACUAGUUAAGGCGCCGCUGAUAUAGCCUCUCAAGGCUAUCAGCUUAGGUAGAAAAAAAAAGGGUAACUAAGUUGACACGCGAAUGUACCACGUCCGUCUCUCCCUGGUGAUCAGAAAGAAGCCGUGAAUGAGGCAAUAUGUUAGUGGUCCCCCCAACUCCCCUCUUCAACUCCGACCGGUCCGAAGUCGCUGCUGUAUUACGUCAGCAGGCCACGCCCACAUCCAAGGUCUUCUUUCCUUAGAAUGGGACAAGUUGAAAAAGUUUCACACCGAAAUGGCGCUAGAGUAGGAAGUGGAAAUUAUAUCGAGUGGCGAAAGUUUAUUUGGCUUAAAUGAAAUGUUUGCAACUUUACAGGAGAUAUAUUUAAAGUUUAAACUUUAGAAAAAAAUUCAUAACAAAACAAACUUCUUCAGUUAUUUGAAUGGUGUAAACUUUAUCGAAGUUGAAUUAAAAACAUCGGACUGUUAUUGCUAAUCUUUAUAUAUAAAAAUGAAUUGCUGUUCGUUAGUCUCGCUAAAACUCGAGAACAGCUGGACCGAUCUGGCUAAUUUUGGUCUUGAAUUAUUUGUGGAAGUCCAGAGAAGGUUUAAAAGAUAGAUAAAUAUGAAAAUGAUUGAAAUUAAAUUUAAAAAAACAAUUUUUCGGACGGAUUCCUUUUAUUUGUUUUAAGUUUAUUUUAUACCAAAUCUUAGGUAUUUUAUUUUUCGAUUGAGGCACUACGAAGCCUGCCGGGUCAACUAGUACCAAAUAAAACGCUCUUUUAAUUACAAAGAUAAAUGUCGCGUAUCAAGCGAAAUGUCGUUUAAACCGAAUAUCAUUUCACGCCACGAAUUAUGAAUACAGUAGUUUUAAACAGAGCGAAAUGUGCUGGUUUGAAAAGCUUACUAUACUUCAUGAGUUGAGUUGUUAAAAAAAUAUGCAGUGCUUAAAACCUGAACUACGAGUAUUUAUCUAUACUUCUAUACUAAUAUUAUAAAGCUAAAGAGUUUGUUUGUUUGAACGCGCUAAUCUCAGGAACUACUGGUCCAAUUUGAAUAAUUAUUUCAGUGUUAGAUAGCCCAUUUAUCGAAGAAGGCUAUAGGCUAUAUAACAUCACGCUAAGACCAAUGCAAGCGGAACACCGAUAAAAAAUGUUUCAAAAUCGGUUUUUUUUUCCUUUUGAGAGCUUCCGCUGCGUGCGCUGCAGAAACGGUAAAAAUAAUGUUUGACAAAAUUGUUCCCCUUUAAUGAUCUAAAAAAAAGUCCGCGACAGCAUUUUAUUAUGUCUAUAUGUUAAGGUUGGCUCACUAUAACGUUUUUUAUGCUAACCAAAUUUGUUCUAAAACAAAGCAUUAUUUGUGAACUAUUCCACGCGGACGAAGUCGCGGGCAAAAGCUGGUCUUUAAUACAAUUUACGUAGAAAGUGUUUAUUUCCGUCUUAAUUUAUUAUCCUGCUGUAAUAAUUUACAGCGCUGUUUUUAAAAUCUUUCCACUUGUUACUGUGGCGCCACCUGUCAGCGGACACUUUUUAAUACACUGAGACGAUUCUCUUUCCUUCUACCCUCCAUAGGUUUACGUGAAUCGCAGAUUUCAUUUAAGUCUUAAGUCCAAUCUCGUUCUAAUUAACGACAGUAAAUGACGCUAAGACUAAACCGCGGAAGUGAUUUAUAAUGAAUGCGCUCUAAGUAAUUUUGUUAAACUACCCUCGCGCCAAUACAAUUAUCUCGUAUUGCUUACGAGUUAUUUUCAUGUGUGUGAAUACGAUGCGAGGUGUUUGGAAAACUGGUUAUUUUGGUAAAAAAUUAAACUUAUGUUCAUUAAUAUAAUGUAAUGAUGUAAGGAAGUCAGAGAGAGAGAGAGCGAGACAGAGUGAUUGUAAUUUUUAUAUGUAUGUAUGCUGAAUGUGGAUGCGAUCGUUUGAAGUUUUCUUUUUUUUUUUUGAAAUAUUGUUUUGUAUCAUUAUAUAGCUCCUUUAGAAUUGAAGUGACUUAACUAAAAAUUUUAAUGAGUUUUAUUUAUUUUAAACGACAAACGUGUAUAGUAUCUGUUUAAAAAAUUGAAUUUAAAUUUUUUCCUACAAAAAGACAAUCCGUCUUUUUUAAAUCAAGCGCACACUUUAAACUUUACGAUGUACGCUUUAAGGCUUAAAGUAUUAAAACCGAAACUGAAAAAAUACUAUUCUUCAAUUACAUUUUUGGCGUAUACCAAAAAAAAAGAAUUUUUGAUUUAACCACUUAAAUUCUAAAGGUGCGUUAUCAUACUUAGUUCGAUUUCUUUUAAGCCGUAAAUAUAUGUAUACUUUGCUAUAUCUAUAUAUUUACUCAGGCAGACUCGUAUUUAUCAAAAACGCAGCAAUAAAAAUGUAUUUAAUUACAUUGUAUAUAUAUAUAUUUCAAAAAACUAUGAGCUUAGGUACCUAACUAUGGUAUAUGUCCAGAGUACGACAGAGAUAGCGUGAUAUACCCACUGCAUACCUCAAUGUGCUCACUGCGAAUUUUUUAACGUUCUCGAUAACGUAAAAGUUAACUCAAAUGUGUAUGGAGUUGGAACGUUUGCGUACGUAUGCCGCUAGGGGCGCUGUUGCCUCAUUUAACAACUAAAUUCAAACAUACUUACUUGUAGAUGACGUCAUUGACUAUCAUUUAUUCAUAUAUAAAAAGGAACCAACGUAACUUGAACUGUACAAUUCGUAUGUCUGCAAGCAAUUUAUAUUAUAACGAAGGGUGAAAGGAUAUUUGGUUUGAGCGACAUUUUUGAAAUUUAGGGUCAUUUCGUGGUUUAAAAUUUUAGAAAAAUUAACAUAACAAAAUAAAGUCUUUUGCUAUUUGAAUGGAGUAAAUUUAAUUAAGGUUCAAUUAAAAAUAUCGCACUGUUGAUGCGUUUCGAUACUAAUACCAAAUAAAAUGCACCUUUAAUUACAAAGAGAAGUGUCGCGUAUUACUAAUCCACGGAGUUUCUCGCCGGAUCUUCUCAGUGGGUCGCGUUUCCGAUCCGGUGGUAGAUUCUGCGAAGCACUGCUCUUGCUAGGGCCAGUGUUAGCGACACUCCGGUUUGAGCCCCGAGAUCUCACUUACAUGUUAGGGCGAAGCUGAAAUAGCCUCUCAAGGCUAUCAGCAUAGGUAGGAGGGAAAAAAAAAGAGAAAUGUCGCUUAAACCCAAUAGUCUUUCACACCUCGAUAUGAAUUUAAAUAGUUAAUGACACAUACCACCGUUGGGACUUAACAUAAAAAUAACAUUAAACAAUUCUAAUAUACUUAAGGUCGAUGUCUAUAUAUCUAAUGAAAUGUAUCUGUAUCCUACAGUGGGUUCCUCACUAGACCAGCUCAAUACCACAAUGUCGUAUUGUCCUCAGAAUACACACAUAUGACGUGUCUGCUGAACAUACAGUGAUGCGGUACGCGUGGAUGGCUCCAUCCACUUCUGUGUACGGACAACACCACUUAACACCAGAAGAGCUGUCAGUUAGGCUGCCCAACCCAUAAAAGAAUCGUUUCGGAACAGACAGACACAUCUAGUUGAUUUUGAUAUUAAUAUAAAUACGUAGAGUCUUGUAAAAGCCAAAAUGUGUUUUCUGUAUGUAUGAAUGUAACUUAAUAGAUAAAAUAGCUUUAUAAGUCCGUUAUAAAAAUAUUGUCUAUAGUCGCAUUUUUUAUUAGAUGAAGUCAACUGACGUUUCCUGUGUUGUCAGUUUUUGAUGAAAUAAAAAUAGUGUUGUGACAAAGUGAAUGAUUGAAAAACUCCUGAAUGAAUGAAAUUGCCUCGAUUGUCUAGUGAAUAGUUAGUGUACCGAACUGCCGAUAUCAGGUACGGGGUUAAAAUUUCAGUCGUGCUUUGUACAUACCAACGAGCUUUCGACGAUUAUGUUCUUAUAGUGUCUGUACCUAUACUGAAUACCGAGUAUUUUAAACAUUAACAUUAAUUAAAAACAUUGCGAGGAAACUUGUAAGACUGUCCUAUUUUCAAUACAUCAUGUAGUUGGAACUAUAGAUGUAUAAAAUAUGACAAUUAUAGGUAGGUAACGAAAAUUAAAAAAAACUGAUUGUAGUUACAUACUACUAGUAACUUAUAUCAGAGCACUUUAAUACAAUUUUAUUGUAAAAUAGAAAUAAUAUUCUUUUAUAGUUUGAAAUAAUUAACUCUUCACACUCAUUGUUCAUUCAUGUGAUUGAACGAGAACUGAACGCAUCACUAUUAAUUUAAAUAUGGCAUCAUUAUUUUACAAAGUGACGUUAGCUGUCAGUUGGCUUCGUCUAAUUAAAAAUACGGCUAUAGUGUUAUUCAUUCUGACUUCAUUGAUGACUUCGAUUCAUCAGUUUGGCUUAUAAAGCUCCGAAAACUCCUUGUCAAUAAGAGUAUUAAACGCUUCAAUAUUCAUUAAUAAUAUUUAAACUUGAGGUUUUAACGAAUUGUAGCAAAUGAAGUUUUUAUCUAGAAUUCUGUAGUGUUGUUAAAAAAUUUAAUCGACUAUAAAACGUUCCAAAUUUUAUCUAUAGCAAUAAUGACAGUUGACAUUUAUUAUAAUGUGUUACCAGAAUAUAAAAUGUAGACUUUAUGAAGAAAAAAAAAAGUAGCCAACUAGUGAGGUAUAUAAUGUUGUUGAUAGUAGAUAGAGAACUCUAGAUGCAUUUACCAGAAUUUGAUAGUUGAUUGUGCUGUACGUGGAAUAUGUAGUCAAAUCAUCAACAUUUAGUAUGUGUUGUGCCAGAUUUAAAAUAACUGUUAUCACAAACACGUUUUGGUUAAAGACGCAAAACUGUUUAAAAUGUUCGCGAUGAAAAAUUACAUGUUAAUUUUAAUGUAAAUGUACAUUUUAAUGUUUAAUGGGACAUGAUCGUGUGAAUGUAUAAUACAGAUUAAAAAUAUUUGUUCUAUUUAA
Bombyx mori (domestic silkworm) is the source of this 6718-nucleotide messenger RNA. RefSeq lists its product as uncharacterized. Gene Ontology annotation, cellular component: negative cofactor 2 complex; nucleus. The transcript is spliced from 5 exons. The record is from RefSeq and is a predicted model, not a curated record. Gene Ontology annotation, molecular function: core promoter sequence-specific DNA binding; protein heterodimerization activity; RNA polymerase II general transcription initiation factor activity. Gene Ontology annotation, biological process: transcription by RNA polymerase II. NCBI's taxonomy places the organism in Eukaryota, Metazoa, Arthropoda, Insecta, Lepidoptera, Bombycidae. The coding region runs from base 311 to 1339 and encodes 342 amino acids.